GCGGCGCGGGCGGCCGGUUGUGGAGACCCAACAUGGCGGAGGUGAGGAGCGGCGGCGAUAACGGAGGCGAUAACGGAGGCCAUGGCGGCCGCGGUGCCCCGGGGCCCGCCCGCACCGAGCUCCUCAGCACCGUGGUGGACGCGUUCCUCGAGAAGCUGACGGCGGCCGGGAGCUUCCAGCGCUUCUCCAGCUGCUACCGUGGGUUCUGCCGGCUGCGGCCGGAGCUCACCGGGAGCGUCCACAGCCAGUUCGUGCCCCAGCUCCGGGACUCCAUCCGGGCGGAGUUCCGGGAGGUGAUGGAGGAAGCGAACCUGGAGGCGGUGCUCAACCACCUGGACGGGAUCGUGGAGGACGGAGAGCCCCAAGAGGAGCCUGCGUGGCGGCCCAGUGGGAUCCCGGAGGAUGACGCCCGCAGUGCCCUGGUCCCAUCCCUGCUCCAGCACCGCUCGUGCCUGCUCCGAGCCCUCCGGACCAAGCAGGAGGAGAACAGGAAAGCGGCAGAGUCGGUGCUGGAGGGAAGGGGCCGCAUCCGGGAGCUGCAGGAGCAGAUCCAGGCCCACAGACAGGGCUGGAAGGCACUCAAUGAAAAGCAGCAGGAGCUGAUCCUGAGCCUCCAGGAGCCGCAGUGAGGAUGUGGGGAUGCCCUGGGGCUUGAUCCUCAUCCUUACUCCGGAUUGGAGCCAAGGAAUCACCAAGGACACAGCCGCAGCUUUGGGAACUGGGGGCAGAUUCCUGCUCUCGGCCCAGCAGGGAGGAGAAUCCUGGGGGGAAAACGUGGUUGUGGCUCCUUACAACAUGAACUGAAUCCCUUGAGGGACUGGGAAGGGAAUGGGGGCCUCAUGCAUGGAACAAGGGGCUGGAACCCCCGGAGUCCACAUCCAGAACUGGUGUUUGGAAUAAAGAUCCCAUGGGAUGCUCCGCACCAUGAGGUUGCAAUGUCCAUGCCUGGAAACUAUGGAGCCCAUUGGCACCCCCUCAGGACCCUGCCUGCUUUGGGCAUGGUUCCCUCCUCUGGCACUGCUGCUUCCCACUGUUUUAUCAUCAACGGGAGCCACCAUUCCCUUGGGAUGGGCUCCUGCCGGCACUUGGCUCCCGUGCUCUGUACUUAGGGCUUUGUCGGACACGGGCUCUGCUCCAGCCCUUCCCUCCUCCGGUU
Melopsittacus undulatus (budgerigar) is the source of this 1156-nucleotide messenger RNA. It is a transcript of the gene PMF1, whose product is annotated as polyamine modulated factor 1. Gene Ontology annotation, biological process: chromosome segregation. Lineage: Eukaryota; Metazoa; Chordata; Aves; Psittaciformes; Psittaculidae. The record is from RefSeq and is a predicted model, not a curated record. The transcript is spliced from 5 exons. The coding region runs from base 33 to 629 and encodes 198 amino acids. Gene Ontology annotation, cellular component: MIS12/MIND type complex.